Messenger RNA from Zeugodacus cucurbitae (melon fly), 494 nucleotides. RefSeq names its product neuropeptide-like 4. The transcript is spliced from 2 exons. The record is from RefSeq and is a predicted model, not a curated record. Bases 117 to 365 code for a protein of 82 amino acids. Lineage: Eukaryota; Metazoa; Arthropoda; Insecta; Diptera; Tephritidae.
AUAUACAGUCGCUGUAUUCAGAAAUUGUAUUUAAGCUAGAGUCUACACCAAAUUAUUCAUCAGUUACAUUUUGCUCUACAACAGUAAAACAACCACCAAACAACAAAACAAUCAAAAUGUUCAAAUACUUCGCUCUCGUUUUCGUCGCCCUCUUCGCCUUCGCUGCUGCCGAGCCCAAACCCGCUGUGUUAGCUGCUCCAUUGACCUACUCCGCCCCAUUGGUCGCUUCCCCUUAUGCGGCGGCCUAUGCUGCCCCAUAUGCCGCUUACGCUUCACCCUACGCCGCUCCCUAUGCGGCCUACGCUUCACCCUAUGCUGCCUACUCCGCUUAUCCCUACAGCUCCGCCUAUGUGCUCCGCAAGUAAACUGGAGACUGAGUGUUUGAGCGAAUAUUAAAAAAGGCUGAAAACGACUGAAUAUGCUGUCGAUAGACAAAUUGUUGCUGAAAAUGUUACGAGAAAAAAAAUAAAUAUAUGGAAAACUAAAAACGAAAA